Messenger RNA from Talaromyces amestolkiae, 675 nucleotides. RefSeq lists its product as uncharacterized. The record is from RefSeq and is a predicted model, not a curated record. Gene Ontology annotation, molecular function: nuclear import signal receptor activity. The transcript has a single exon. Gene Ontology annotation, biological process: protein import into nucleus. Lineage: Eukaryota; Fungi; Ascomycota; Eurotiomycetes; Eurotiales; Trichocomaceae. The coding region runs from base 1 to 675 and encodes 224 amino acids. Gene Ontology annotation, cellular component: cytosol; nucleus.
AUGUUCUCAGUCGUUAUACCAGGCAGGCCAUGCCUCACCGACAUCACCGCCGUAGAUGCACAGCCCGGGAUCCAGCCCACCAAAUUCGCAUUCACGUUCCCCGCUGCACCCAAAUUCAACCACAUUGUCAUCUUCUUCCUGCCCGGGACCGUGCUACCUCCCGAUACUGCUGCUGCAAUCUAUCUACAGACACCGACAUCAAAGCCAACACCCAAUGGGCCCGAGUUUAGGUUUCUAGGCGCAAUUGGAAAUGAGAAGCCUUCCGCCAUAUUCAAAGUCGGAUCGGGGACGCAACAAGCACAAUCGGGCAUGGAUGAUGAGAUGGUAGAUGAAGGUGCGAAUAUGGUCAGCGGACAAGUCACGCUCGGAAUAUCGAUAGAACCAGCACAGAACGUCGCGGCGCAAAUGGCGGCACUCAAUGCAUCGCGAGAGUCACAGCCAUCCACAGAUCUUGUUCGCUUGCCACCGCAACAGAAACAAAUAACGACCAAACUGUUAGCUCAGCGGGUCAUUGGCAAUGCGUUUAACUUUUUGGCGAGCUUUGCAGAGUCCGAUCCCAACAGAAAAGGAGAAGAUGUCGUUCCUUUGAAGAGUUUUAGGGAUUGGUGGACCAAAUUCGAGCGUCGGAUUGAUAUGGAUCCGUCAUUCUUGGAGCGUGAAGAUCCGAAUCAAUAA